AUGAACAGAUACGAUCGCGCCAUCACUAUUUUCUCGCCGGACGGCCAUUUGUUCCAGGUGGAAUACGCACAGGAGGCCGUCAAAAAGGGAUCCACCGCGGUAAGCGGAUAAUUGAAACAAAUUGUUGAAAUUCAAGCGUUUUGCAAUUGAAAAACGGGGAUUCUAUAGUCGAAAACAGUUUGAAUGCGUGAAAUUUGUAAAUUUUCGAGGUUUUGCGAAGAUUCUGCUAUUUUUCGCUGGAUCCACAAGAAUUAUAGUUUUUCAGUGCUCGAGCUGAAUUUUAAUGUGAAAAAGGGCAGAACCUUCGUGUUGGCCCGACUUGUCUGCUUUUUUCGGAAAAAAGUGGAAAUUUUGCCCCUUUCUAGGUCGGAGUGCGCGGAAAGGACUGCAUCGUGAUUGGCGUGGAGAAGAAGUCGAUUCCGGCCCUCCAGGAUGACCGUACGAUCCGUAAGAUUCACAUGAUCGACGACCACGUGAUGCUCGCCUUCGCGGGGCUCUCCGCCGACGCGCGCGUCCUCGUCGACCGUGCUCGCAUCGAGUGCCAAUCGUACAAACUGACCCUUGAGGACCCGGUCACCGUCGCCUACAUCUCCAGAUACAUUGCCAACACGAAGCAGGUAAAAAUCGUGUAAUUUUCAAAAUAAAACAUCCCGUUUUAGCGCUUCACGCAGUCGCCGGGACGUCGUCCGUUCGGAAUCUCGAUGCUCAUCGGCGGCUUCGACCACGACGGCACUCCGCGUCUGUUCAAGACGGAGCCGUCGGGCGCCUACUACGAGUACGUGGCGAACUCGACGGGAAGAGGCGAGAAGCCGGUGCGCGAGUACCUCGAGGAGCACUACAGCCCGGAGAACACGGCCGACGAGGCGACCACACUCAAAUUGGUCGUCAAAUCGCUGGCGCAGGUCGUGCCACCCGGAUCCCAGAAUAUCGAGAUUGCCGUCAUGAAGAGAGUCAAUGUGAGUGCAGUUUUCCACAAUUCUCGACCAAACCAUCAUAUUUUCUUUUAGGACGAAAUCCAACAACGUGUGCUGUCGACCGACGAAAUCGAGGCUCUUCUGAAGGUUGUGGAGGCGGAGCGGGCCGCCGCGGAGGCCGAAGAAGCCGCCGGAAAGAAGAAGUGA
This is a messenger RNA of Caenorhabditis sp. 36 PRJEB53466, 1121 nucleotides long. NCBI's taxonomy places the organism in Eukaryota, Metazoa, Nematoda, Chromadorea, Rhabditida, Rhabditidae. The record is from the annotation of a GenBank genome assembly.